Molecule: messenger RNA, 1261 nt
Organism: Phoenix dactylifera (date palm)
Lineage: Eukaryota; Viridiplantae; Streptophyta; Magnoliopsida; Arecales; Arecaceae
Product: membrane protein PM19L-like
Source: RefSeq, a predicted model, not a curated record
GUUUUGGUGCAGCCAGUAAUAAUUUUGAUGGUACCUAACUUUCAAUGGCUCACUAUAGUAGAAUAUCUCAUUGCCACAGAUUACUUAGAUCAUAACAUGGCUAAAUACAGUAACAUCAGAUGACAUCCUUUCAGUAAGAUCUGGGACCUGCAAGUUGGUGAGAACGUUUCGGUCCAAAGACAAUAAGAUCUGAAAAAAUUUUGAUUCAUGGAGGAAUAUAGAAUGUGAAAUCUGGCAUUCAAGUGGUAUCUAGUUUCUGCAUUGAAUGCAUGGAUAUAUAUAUCGAAAUAUCUCAUCAUGAUUCUUCUAAACAAACUUUGCUGUCUGUGGAUGAGCUUGCAGGCAUGGGAUCCUAAUAAGAAAUACUUUCCUUCAUUUACGAGAAAGGAAGGAGAUACCUCCUAUAAAGAGCAAGGGAUGCUAUCCUUUCCUUUGCACCAAAGGCAGACCAAUUCAUUAAGCUGCAGCCAUAUCUUAUGCCUCUCUCUUUAUGGCUUGCCUAUAUAUAUGCAUUUAGGCUUUGCCAAGCUAGUCAUUUGUUGUUGGUUCUCUAUAAAAUUCAGGUUACCCUUAGCACUUUCUAUCAUGGCCUCCCGAGUGCCAAGGCCUCUUGCAUCCUUCCUCCUCUUCCUCAACCUCAUAAUGUACAUCAUAGUCGCGAUGAUUGCUGGUUGGGCCAUUAACUAUGGUAUCGAUGAGACUCCUCAUGCAGUGUUAAGCUUGUCGAUACCGACUCGACUUUUUCCAAUAUACUAUCCAAUUGGUAACCUAGCCACCGGAUUCUUCGUCAUCUUCUCGCUUAUCACCGGAGUUGUAGGCAUUGCCACUUCAGUCACUGGCUUACAGGAUGUCCUCAUGUGGACUUCGGCCAGCUUAUUGUCAGCUUCAGCUUCUUCUUUCAUUACAUGGGCCCUCACACUUCUGGCCAUGGGGCUGGCCUGCAAAGAGAUUAGCAUAAGCCGGAGCCCCCCAAAGUUGAGAACGCUGGAGACACUGACCAUCAUCUUGAGCGGCACUCAACUGCUGUGCACAGGGGCCAUCAAUGCUGGUGCAACAAGCACCAUGAGGCCAGACCACCUCACCGGACGAGUCUGAGACCAUGGAAAUCACUCCUGCUAUGUUAUCUAAUUCUCCGUAUGCCCUAUGUUUAAAUUUUUUGCAACUAUCAUCUUCCAUCAGUUUUAUGUUCCUCAUUUUUCUGUAAUUAUUGGACGUAAAACACUUAUGGAAUUUACAAAGACAGGUCUCCUACAUAAACCAU